AUGCAGUUGUCUCGCUUUGGCUUUUUAGGCUACUGCAUAGUCCGCGUAAAAAUGUUAAGCCCAUUUAUCCACAAUUUGAUCCGAUCCAUCAAUGCCGAUAUUGCCACCCACAAAAGAAUUCUCAAAUUAUUUGGUAUGGUAGUUGUGCGGCCGCAAAAAUCCGGAGCCACCUGUAAGAACAUUUUUGAUUGCAUGAGAAAAUUUUCGGAUAAUAUUAACAACCAAUGGAAAAACCGCGCGAACCCGAGAAGCCCAGCCAAAUUCUAUUCUGUAAUGGAACCCGCCCCGCAUAGCUUGAGAAAGAUUCAUUUUGAAAAAAAAGCUGCCGUUUUUUCUUUUACCCGCCAGGUCGCCUUUCAGGGCGAAUCAAUGUGGCCUCUGCUCCUUGAAUCUUUUGGCCAUUUUUUUUGCCAGAGGGAAGAAAAUUAA
Molecule: messenger RNA, 429 nt
Organism: Trypanosoma theileri
Lineage: Eukaryota; Euglenozoa; Kinetoplastea; Trypanosomatida; Trypanosomatidae
Exons: 1
Coding region: 1-429 (142 amino acids)
Source: RefSeq, a predicted model, not a curated record